AUGGCAAUUUUACACAGAGUUUUGAAAUCUGAAGCUUUGGAAAAAGCUGAAAAAGAUGAUGGACCCAAUAAAUCCAUCGAAUUAUCUAUUGAAUUGGAAUCGCCUCCGAUAGUUUUAUACGGAAGCCAAGAAGAAUCAACAGGAUCUAUCAUUUCAGGAUUAUUGAUGUUCAAUGUUCUUAAAUUACUUCCCGGUAAUAACCAACUUCAAUUGGAAUACGUCACAUUAUCACUUGUUCAAACCAUUUAUGUUUCCAAGCCAUUCAUCAUUGCUUCUAAUUCAGUCCAAAAUUGUAGUGAUUGUAAUUUAAGAAAAAAUGUUUUAGCCAGGUGGGAUGUAGUCAAGGACAUCUCCAACUUCUCAUUUGGUUCUCAUGCUUACCCUUUCAGUCACCUUUUACCAGGCUCAUUACCAGCAUCUUCCAAAUUGGGAUCUAAAAAUUCCACAAGUUUCAUAAAAUAUAAUCUUAUAGCCCUCGCUAAACCGGUAGAUGGUAAAGAGAUCAAAAUUAACUUACCCAUUAAUAUCACGAGAUCAAUCUUGAAGAAUGCCGAUAGGAAUUCAUUAAGGAUAUUCCCUCCCACCAGUAUAACAGCAUCAGCCUUGUUACCAAAUGUCAUAUAUCCCAAAUCAUCAUUUCCUUUAGAAUUGAAAUUGGAGAAUUUGGUGGAUCUUAAGAAAAGUAAGCGUUGGAGAAUGAGGAAGCUCAAUUGGAAGAUCAAUGAAAAUAUCAAAAUAAGAGUUCAUUGUUGUAGCAAACAUCAGAAUAAAUUGAAACAAUACGAAGAUAAUGAAAAACAUGUCAAAGCUAAGAAACCUAAUACCACCAAUUAUCAUCAUAGUAAUAUCCAAACCUCUGCAUUAUUAUCCCAUGAUCUGAAUACUAAUGUUAGUCAUAAUGAUCAAAAUGAUCAAAAUCGUGAUGAGUUGAAUUAUGUGGAUACUACUGAAGUUGAAAGAAAUGCUCCCAGUCAUCAAACAGAUAAUUUUAUUCAAGAUUUCCAAAAUGGUAGACCAAAUUCCCCUAUAGAAAAUGGAGGUUCAUCCCCUAAUGGUGCAGGUACUCCUACAGUAGCAAGCAAUAGCGGUAAUAGUACCAACAGUCCUUCUACGAGUCCUAACAAUACCAGUCCUAGAGAUCAAUUGCAUCUUUAUAUGUCUGAAACCCGUACUAUAUCUCAUGGAGAUAUCAAAUCUGGUUGGAAAUCUGAUUUUGGUGGUCAAGGGAAGAUAGAAUUAGUUGCCAAUAUUAAUGCCAUGAAUUUAACCACUGGACUUGUGAGACAUAAUAACAAAACGUCUUCCAAUAAUCCAGCUUCUAAUGCUAAUGAAUUUACAGAAGGUUUAAGAAACGGAGCCAAUGUUUCUUGUGAUAUAGAAGAUCCUAAUGAAGGAAUAUUUGUCAGUCAUGUACUUGUUGUAGAGGUUGUUGUUGCAGAAGAAGCCAUUGCACCAGUAAGGAAGAAAAAGAUUCCUCUUGAACCUGUUCAAUCGAAUUCUUCACAAACUUCUAACGAAUUGUCAGCAGUGACAUCUAAUGAAUCAACAAUAGCUUCUAUUGUUGGAGCACCUGUACCCCAAGCGGUUGGAACACCCACAGGGGCCGCCAGAGUGUUGAGAAUGCAAUUCAAUUUAACUAUUACUGAAAGAUCUGGUUUAGGUAUAUCAUGGGAUGAUGAAGUGCCUCCUACUUAUGAAGAUGUUAGAACAUUGAGUCCUCCAACUUAUUCUGAAUCAGGUAGUAGCACUCCUACUGAUAUUUCAUUUCCUGGAUCAGUUGUUCUCCGAACUCCUAGAAUAUUAAAUGGAGUAGGUGAUACCCCUUGUUCAGUCAAUAUUGAUGCCGUUUUUGAUGAAAAUUUCCAAGAUUUAAGCAUUUAA
Messenger RNA from Yamadazyma jaroonii, 1881 nucleotides. NCBI's taxonomy places the organism in Eukaryota, Fungi, Ascomycota, Pichiomycetes, Serinales, Debaryomycetaceae. The record is from the annotation of a GenBank genome assembly.